AUGUCGCUCAUGAGGGCCGUGACGAAAGGUCGAAUGCUGGCGGUCUCCCGGCUUCCGUCAGCCGCUGCAGCUCGUACCAGCGCAUUCAUCCCCUCUACGCCCGAGGAGUGGGAGGCAGCAGGCUACGAGGUUUCGAAGAAGAACGGCGCUCCAAAGAUUCCCUCGCAGUGGAACAGGUGGUUUCCCUAUGAGCCUGUGCCCUUCUCGCCAAAGUUGGGCCCGUACAUCGAGCAUGUGGAGAAGGACACUGUUUACCACUGGUGCUCCUGCGGCGAGUCCAUUCCCCAGCCCUGGUGCGACCAAGUGGGCUGCAAGGACACGAAGUUUCAUCCGGUGGUGUAUAUCCCUGAGCAUUCCGGCAAGCAGUGGUUCUGUGGCAGCAAGCACACACCGAGCAGGCGGCAGUUCUGUGUGUGUAAGGCCAUGCUACACCCUCGCAGGCGAAGGGCUACCCCUGAGUUACUGUAA
Symbiodinium pilosum is the source of this 468-nucleotide messenger RNA. Lineage: Eukaryota; Dinophyceae; Suessiales; Symbiodiniaceae. The record is from the annotation of a GenBank genome assembly.